AAUUAAUCUCACUUAAACGCUAAUGCUAACUUUUGUAACAAUGACGUGUGCGUUUAUUUCCGUCGAAUUCGUCUUUUUCCAGUUGUUCGCAAAUUUCCAAUUGGUUUGUUUAUAAAACUGUAUAUCAAUCAUUUCAUAUAGUACGUGACUGAUGCAACUAAUUUCUAUUGAAAAACUGUUUAAAGUAUACACCAAUUUGAAAUAAUAGAGCUUGAAAAGUCCCACGACACAGCAAUUUCGGCGGACAUUGACAUUGACUUUGUUAUACACGUGCGCAUGUAUCAAUCACUAGCAUACAAUAUCCGUGAGUAACGCGAUGCAUUAAUGCCUCAGCGGUAUUGUUUGUUCCACUCCUGCUGUUCGUGCUACGUAAAAAUGUAUGCUUAACUCAGUAUUUUUCGCAAGUGAUCAAUUCACACGUACUAUAAUCAAUGACCUCUUCUAACUCAUCUAUUCGCUUAUUCCUCAAAGAUUUGAAAAAGUUUACUACACAGCGAUGAAUACAUCUUUUUUUAAAAUUGUGCUCAUUAUUGAAGAAAACCUCAUGGUGAUUCAUUUUCGAUUACCAUGGCUCAGUGUGAAAAGCCAAGAGUGGAUAAAAAAAAUUGCAGCGCGCAGCAAACAUAUCCAUUGGAGGCAUGCAAUCCGAUGCAAGCUAAUCUAAGCUCUUUUGGCGUUCGCUCGCAUUAUCCCCGUCGGUGUUAACGUUUAUGAAUACAGCGGCGCGUCGGUGCUUGGCACGUGCAGGGCGCUGCAGUUGCGCAAAGUUUAAUCGAGCUCUCACCCUGGGCGUGCUAUCGUAACGGUCAUUAUCAUUACCAUUAUCGAGGCUUUCCUCCUCGCACGCAGCACGCAGCACGCAGCACGCACGCACGCACGCACGCACGCACGCGACAGUUCUUUGAACUUGCGCUCGCGCAUAAAAUCCCGAUCGCCCGUGCACAAAUGCGUCUGCUCCGCGGAUAAAUAAUUAAUGAGGCUCUCCACUUUUGACCCGAGAGCGCUCCGCGAACUUCCUGCUUCUGGCCCGCGCUUCUUCGCUCGUUUUUUCCAGUCAGUGACAAGGUGGCGAUCGCCGACGACGAAAAGAGUCGUCGCCUUACCCAACCCACGAACAUAAAGCUUCGCGCUGGCGUGGCAACUGUCGCGGGCGCUCGCCACGCUCACAAUCGUCGUCAUUGUCGUUGCUUGCAUACUGUUGCUGAAAGACCAUUUUCUCGGUGGCUGCAAGGCGCUGUUCGUGGAGCCUCUCGGAACGCUGACACGCAGACCUGUUUGAUUUCUCUUUGCUUUUCGGUUUUUCAAAGUGAUGAGCGUCGAAAAAAUGGAUUCGUCGGGGCCAAUAGCAUCGUUCUUUGCUGGGCGGAGUAUCUUCGUAACUGGGGCUACGGGUUUCAUGGGUAAAGUGCUGAUCGAGAAGCUCCUCUGGUCUUGUCCCGACGUCAAAGAAAUCUUUCUCUUGAUGCGUCCCAAGAAGAACAUUCCUAUCGACGACAGAUUGAGAAAAAUACUGACUUUGCCGCUAUUCGAUAGGAUACGUGAGCAUCGGCCAGAGAAUUUGAAUAAACUAAUCCCAGUAAGCGGUGAUGUGAAAACCGAAGGUUUAGGCUUACCUCCGGUAGAGCGACAAUUCCUCAUCAACAAAGUGUCAAUUAUAUUUCACGUAGCCGCCAGUGUACGCUUUGAUGACCCGCUACGUGAGGCUGUAUUUAUUAAUACCAGGUCCACCAGAGAUGUCUGCAUACUUGCUGCGAACAUGAAAAAGUUGGUGUCUUUGAUGCACGUGAGUUCGACAUAUAGUCACACGGACAAAUACGAAGUUGAGGAGAAGCUCUACCCUUACGAUGUCAACUGGAAAAGGGUCAUUAAAAUUGCUGAAAUUAUCGACGAUCAUACUCUGAGAAUUCUAACGCCCAAAUUCAUGGAAGGAUUUCCAAACACAUAUACCUUUACAAAACGACUGGCUGAGUGUGUAGUCACCGACUACGCCGGUAUAUUACCAAUCGUGGUAUUCAGACCAUCUAUAGUUAUCUCAUCACUGGAAGAGCCAGUACCAGGCUGGCUGGACAACUUCAAUGGGCCAGUAGGUUUGAUGGUUGGUGGCGGCAAGGGUGUCUUAAGGGUAGCUUACCUGUCGUCCCAUAGUUCUGCUGAUUUCAUGCCAGUCGACGUGGCUAUCAAAGCGAUGAUUGUCAGCACUUGGAAGCGCGGCACUGCUACGAUCACAAAAGAGCCAGAAAUUCACGUUUAUAAUUGUUCCUCGGCUGAUCUUAAAAGUAUUAGCAUGGCCGAAAUUGCAGAGAUGGGAAUUCGCUUGACCGAGAAAAUUCCACUAGAGAAUAUUAUUUGGAAACCAUCAGCUACUGUCACUUCAGUUAAAUUCAUCUACUACUUGCUUACCCUUAUACUUCAUUUGCUACCCGCCUACGUCAUCGACUUCAUUCUCAAAAUGGCAGGCAAGAAACCUAUGUUGGUGAAACUGCAACGCAAAGUUUACGUGGCUAACAGUGCUCUCGAGUACUUUUUGACGAACGAGUGGAAGUUCAAGAAUGAGAAAAUGUUCGAUCUCGUGACAAAUCUGCCGCCCGACGACGCCGCCGCCUUUGGCUUCGAAUUGGCUACCUUCGAUAUACACAAAUAUUUUGAGAACUGCAUAAUCGGCGCGAAAAAGUACUUACUCAAGGAAGACAUGAGGAGGCUGCCGGAAGCCAGGGUGCACUACGAUCGGAUCUAUUGUAUUGAUAUAGUCUUCAAGAUCUGGUUGUCGGUGAUCAUCGUGUGGGGAUUAAUGCAUUACGGAUUCGUUGCUUACGAGGCGCGAUUGUACCGAUCGAUUGUUGAGCUGUUCACUGCAUAAUUAUCGUUGUCGACAUCUUCUUCUUCUCGUACGCAUUUCAUUUACGUCACAUGUAAUAUGCAAGGUCCUUUCGCGUGCGCAGGAAUCCCGCGCGACCAGGCUAUUUAUAACCAUAAUGUAUACACGUCCUACGUCAAUGAGAAGGUGCGGUGAAUGUAUUUUGAGAAACCCCACGAAUGCCUUGGUUUUCAGUCAUUUUUUCCCGAUUUUACUGGAAUCACCGUGGCCGCAACUUGCGUAGGAAUCAUACAAGCAAUCUGCUGAUUUCUUUCUAUAUUUCUUCGGUUCUUUCCAUGCGAUUUGUACGACUCUCCUGAGAAUUUCACAUAUUUUUUCUUUGUUAUGUGUAUUUCUGUAUAAAAAUUA
Phymastichus coffea is the source of this 3223-nucleotide messenger RNA. Its product is annotated as putative fatty acyl-CoA reductase CG5065. Gene Ontology annotation, molecular function: alcohol-forming very long-chain fatty acyl-CoA reductase (NADP+) activity. NCBI's taxonomy places the organism in Eukaryota, Metazoa, Arthropoda, Insecta, Hymenoptera, Eulophidae. Gene Ontology annotation, biological process: long-chain fatty-acyl-CoA metabolic process. Gene Ontology annotation, cellular component: peroxisome. The transcript is spliced from 10 exons. The record is from RefSeq and is a predicted model, not a curated record. Bases 1310 to 2857 code for a protein of 515 amino acids.